Messenger RNA from Alligator sinensis (Chinese alligator), 3122 nucleotides. RefSeq names its product heparan-sulfate 6-O-sulfotransferase 2. The transcript has 3 exons. Gene Ontology annotation, molecular function: heparan sulfate 6-sulfotransferase activity. NCBI's taxonomy places the organism in Eukaryota, Metazoa, Chordata, Crocodylia, Alligatoridae. The record is from RefSeq and is a predicted model, not a curated record. Bases 1 to 801 code for a protein of 266 amino acids. Gene Ontology annotation, cellular component: membrane.
AUGAGGGUCUGUUGGAGGUGGAAAGACUCUACUUACAAAUACCGAGAGCAAAGCGCGGUGAGGAACGGCGCAUCAGCGUGGCGCGGUUCACGCGCUCCGAGGAACUUUUACUACAUCACCAUCCUGCGGGACCCCGUGUCCCGAUACCUGAGCGAAUGGAGACACGUCCAGAGAGGAGCCACGUGGAAGGCGUCCCUGCACGUAUGUGAUGGAAGAUCCCCGACGACCGAAGAGUUACCCAGUUGCUACACCGGGGACGACUGGUCUGGUUGUUCCCUGAAGGAAUUUAUGGAUUGCCUGUACAAUCUAGCCAACAAUCGGCAGGUCCGCAUGCUGUCUGACCUCAGCCUGGUUGGGUGUUACAACUUGUCCGUCAUGCCGGAGGAGCAGAGAAACAAGGUCCUGCUAGACAGUGCAAAAGAGAACCUGAAACGAAUGGCUUUCUUCGGCCUCACGGAGUUUCAGAGGAAGACUCAGUAUCUGUUUGAGAAAACUUUUAACAUGAAUUUCAUCUCGCCAUUCACACAGUACAAUAGCACAAGGGCCUCCAGCGUGGAGAUAGACGAGCAGACUCAGAAACGCAUCGAGGCCCUCAAUUUUUUAGACAUGGAGUUGUACGAUUAUGCAAAAGACCUUUUCUUGCAGCGGUAUCAGUACAUGAGACAGAAAGAGCACCAGGAAGCCAGGCGGAAGCGCCAGGAGCAACGCAAGAUCCUCAAGGCGAAGCAAGCGCACAACAAGGAACAGAGCGAUAAUACUUCCACUACUGAUUACAUAGGAAACGUAGAGCAUUGGCGGUAAUGGGGCCAAAACCUUUUUAGCAGACUAGGGGGAGACACCCCGCAGCAAUCCUAGGAGACAAAGUAGUCCAAACAAAUUAUGCUUCUUAACUAUUUGAAGCAAAAGAGGUUAAAAUGUUGCCUUUGCAGUUGCCUUUGCAUUCAAUGUUGUACUGUAUGUGGAAAACUUAAUCUUAAUGUGUCAUUCAAUUGUCCUUUUUAGGUUUGUCGGAUUAUUUAUGAAGUUCAAAAGCCAAGCAGGCUCGCCGGAAAUGGUUGCUUGGACGCUUAUACGGAAAACAAAAAACCCCCUUAAAUUAGUGACAACGGGAUGUUGGGAAAUGUGGAUGAUGCACUGUUCACGUCUGUCUUGGAAGCAAGCUGACUUCCUACUAUAAAGAGCAUUUAACGCAUACUUAAAAUAAACUAGAUGCGCCAAAUCUUCGCUCUUCUGGGUUUUGUUUUUGGUUCGGUUGGUUGGGGGGGUUUUGUUUGGUUCGGUUGGUUUUUACUUUCGUGUCUUUUCCAAGGCCGCCAACUGCUUUGUGAUUGAUACUUGCCAACGUACGAGCCGACGAAGGGGACAGUCAAGGUCUAGAAGCUAGUUUUGUGUAUCAUAUUGGCUUUUAAAAAAGAUAGAAGGAAUUUGUCUAGCUAUAUAAAUAUUUAACAUUUUAAACUUUUUCUACCUACUGCUGUUUAAGAGUUUUAAGCUUCGUUUAUCUCCUAUUUAAAAAGCCACACUUUUCUCGGUUGAAUGCCAGUUGCUAAAGACACUGUUUCCAGAUUUUUUCAGGGCAAUAUAAGUUAAAACAUUCUGGAAAAGUUCUGGCACAUGGUCACGGUCCACAAAGUCUUCUCCAAAUUGUGCUCCUAUUACGGUAUCCAGUUUUAACAAGCUUCCUUGCACAGUGAUUGGGGUGCGUAUUGCUGAAUUUACCAGCUCUAAGCGAUCGGGGACGGAAAGCUGAAAAUCUUUCAAAGAAAAUUAACUUAUGAAUGUUUGUACAGUAUCUCUAGGAAAAUACAUUUCCAAAACACUCUCAUCCCAGCACUGUUUUAAAAAAAUAACAGCAUUGAUUAUUAGCUGAUUGAUUGACGGCAGACUAGAUUUACAUUUGAACUAUGAUUUGCUUCUGGGAAAUCUUUACUGUGUAUUCUCAAAAUCUGGCUUUUUUCCUAAUGCUUUAGAGCCCUUUUUUAGUGCUGACAGAUUGUAGACAAUUAAAAAUGAUGGAGACAAAUAUAUCUAAUAUAGCCAUAGUUAUACAAUAGAAGAAGGUUGUACAGUAAAAUGGGAAGAAGGAGCUAACUCGAGGAAGGGAGUAUCAUUAUAGCUCGGGAUUUGGAGAGCAAAGUUAUCCUUGUGAUAGCACCCUGUCCUCUAGGCUCAUCAGGAGCAGGCUACAGGAUGGCAUUUGCUGGCUCUUAGCACUGAGAUUUUAUAUGGAAGCGGCAGGGAGAUGAUGUGAAGGGAGGAGAAGCAUAAAAGAAAUGCGAUUUGGAUGGAACAAGUCUCUCUAUGCAAAAAACACUGUAAAGCUUUGGGGAGAAGUUGGGUUUUUUGUUGCUGUCGCACACUCUGCCCUCAAGCAUGGCACGGAAAGGGCAGCUUGGGAUUUGCUCCGGGCUCUGUUUCGGGCAGGCUGGUCUCAGCUCGGCUCGUUCACUUGCAGGGAUUGGAAGCGGCUGAAAAACGGCAUCCCUUCACCCCGGUCAGUAGGACGCUUACAGCAUUCAUUUGCACUGUUUCCUUUUAUCUGUAGUGUUAAGUACACAAAUAGGGCAGGAGGCACAAAAUGAGAAGGGAGGUUUUAAAGCUCGCCUCCCUGGCCGCAGUUGCCCAAAGGUUGAGUUGCACCGGGCCCGGGGGGAUAUUGCCAGCUGGGAAAACGGUGGGGCGGGGAAUUGCAUUAGCAAGUGGGGGAAGACAGUAGUUUCAUGUACAGCAAUUUUUAUUUUUAAUUGAGAAGUCCCUUCCCCAAUAUGGUGUUUCGAUUGUAUUUUGGUUUUCAUGGGGGGAGUGGGGGGGGAAUGAUCCGCUCUUAAAACUACUAGGCAUUGCUGUAAACAGGACUUAACCCCGAUCCAUCCUGUUUCGGAGGAUGCAUUUUGUUUUUAUGCUGUGGUGUGCAUGGUUUACAGAGACUAGUUGCAUUUUCUUUGUGUAUACUGUUUAUUGUAUAUAGGGGAUGUAUGAAUAUAAAGAUACUGUUUUGUCAUAACCAUAUCAAUUCUACUGAUUUCCACUGUAGCCCGCUGUCUUAUUGUGUAGAUUUACAAACCGAUCCACUGACUUUGAUUGUGUAAUUUAACAAUAGAGCUGACCAAUAAAAUUUAAUU